AUGCAUAUUGUUCAGAUAUUUGAGAACAGGAAAACCUCAACGACUCCUCUUAUUGAUUUAGUUAUUGAUUUUUCGCUCUUUUUGCAGAAUGCUAGUUACCCGACUCCUCUUAUGACUACAAGCUCCGCUACAAGCAGAAGAGUUGAAAACAUAGGGGAUGUAGUUGAGCAUGGCAUUGCCGGGACAUCUCAGUUAGAGGAUGUAGUUGAUGGUGAUACGAUUGAGGAGCCACAGUCGGGGAUGGAAUUUAAUUCUUUUGAAGAGUUAAUGAAUUAUUAUAAGCAGUAUGCUAAGAAAUGUGGGUUUGGGGUGAUGACAAGAAGGACUAAGAAGGGAGAUGAUGAGACUGUUCGAUAUGUCACCCUUGGUUGUGCCCGUGGUGGGAAGGCCCGGAAUAGGACGUUGAAUGUCGCUAGACCACGUCCGACAGGAAAAACAGAAUGUAAGGCAAAGAUUAAUGCCUUAAAAGUUGAUGGAAAGUUCCGAUUAACAACAAUUCAUAAUAUCCAUAAUCACGGCCUGAGUCCAAAGAAAUCUCGCUUCUUUCGAUGUAAUAGAGAAGUGAGUGACUCCGUAAAAAGAGUCUUAGAUAUCAACGAUGAAGCUGGCAUCCGAAUGAAUAAGAGUUUUGGAUCUCUCGUCGUUGGCGCUGGUGGAUUUGAGAACCUUCCAUUUUUGGAAAAAGAUUGUCGGAAUUAUAUCGACAAGGCAAGACAUCUACGACUUGGGAAAGGUGGUGCUGGAGCACUUCAAGAGUAUUUUUGUAGGAUGCAGUGCAAAAAUCCCGGUUUCUUUGCACUGAUGGAUUUGGAUGAUGAAGGGAGGUUAAAAAAUGUCUUCUGGGCAGACCCCCGUAGUAGAGAAGUCUACCAAUACUUUGGUGAUGUGGUCACAUUCGACACUACAUACCUGACGAAUAGAUAUGGGAUGCCAUUCGCACCGUUUGUUGGUGUAAACCACCAUGGGCAAUCAAUUCUGUUGGGCGCAGGAUUGAUUUCUAGUGAGGAUACGGAAACUUUUGUAUGGUUAUUCCAGACCUGGUUGAAGUGUAUGGGUGGUAUAACUCCGAAAGCUAUUAUCACCGAUCAGGACAGAGCGAUGAAAAAUGCAAUUGUUGUUGUCUUUCCAGAAAGUCGACAUCGACUUUGUUUGUGGCAUAUACUGAAAAAAGUUCCUGAAAAGCUUUCCUCCUAUGCUUCCUACAAAAGUGGGAUGAAAAAUGCAUUGUUAAAAUGUGUUUAUGACUCCCAAAGUGUUGAAGAGUUUGAGAAAUCUUGGGAUCAGUUAAUUACCACUUACAAUUUACAUGAGAAUGCCUGGCUGAAAAGUUUAUACACUGAGCGUGAGCAUUGGGUGCCAGUCUUCUUGAAAGACUGUUUUUGGGCUGGAAUGAGUACGACGCAGCGCAGCGAAAGCAUGAAUGCUUUUUUCGACGGUUAUGUUCAUGCCAAGACAAACUUAAAAGAGUUUGUCGACUAG
Molecule: messenger RNA, 1479 nt
Organism: Juglans regia (Persian walnut)
Lineage: Eukaryota; Viridiplantae; Streptophyta; Magnoliopsida; Fagales; Juglandaceae
Product: protein FAR1-RELATED SEQUENCE 5-like
Exons: 1
Coding region: 1-1479 (492 amino acids)
Source: RefSeq, a predicted model, not a curated record